Messenger RNA from Myripristis murdjan (pinecone soldierfish), 1959 nucleotides. RefSeq names its product hexosaminidase B (beta polypeptide) (gene hexb). The record is from RefSeq and is a predicted model, not a curated record. NCBI's taxonomy places the organism in Eukaryota, Metazoa, Chordata, Actinopteri, Holocentriformes, Holocentridae. The transcript is spliced from 14 exons. Gene Ontology annotation, biological process: glycosaminoglycan metabolic process; ganglioside catabolic process; carbohydrate metabolic process. Gene Ontology annotation, molecular function: beta-N-acetylhexosaminidase activity. Gene Ontology annotation, cellular component: lysosome; membrane. Bases 75 to 1721 code for a protein of 548 amino acids.
UCUUAACUUCUAACACCAUCCGUAGCUGCACGAGCAGAUCUGAUCAUUUUCGCCUUUUGCUGUGAACAGACGAAAUGUCAGCCACUCUGAGAUUAGCACUUUUGUUACUGGCUGUUGCCGUGUGCCAGGGAUAUCAGUCCAAUGACAUAGACGAGGAGGACGAGCUUGUUUACGAGCCUUCCAAAUACGGAUCCCUGUGGCCUCUCCCGCAGAAAGUGCGUGUGUCAGAGGUUUCAUUCAAGUUGCCCAGCGCUAGCUUCAAAAUAGUGGACGCCAAGGAGUCGUCGGCAGGACCCAGCUGCAGCCUCCUGCAGAACGCGUACCGCAGGUAUUAUGAAUACAUGUUUGGCAGCGUAAGAAAACCGGGGUACGUGAAGAGCAGGGCAGCGGGCCCGUCUGAGAUCUCCGAGUUACAGGUGUGGAUCACAUCAGCUGACUCUGAGUGUGACAGCUACCCCAGUCUGACAUCCGACGAGUCAUAUGAGCUGACAGUGGACCAGCCGAACGCUGUCCUGAAGGCAUCAAAGGUGUGGGGGGCUCUGCGAGGUCUUGAAACUUUCAGCCAGUUGGUGUAUGAAGAUGCAUAUGGAGCUAAAAACAUCAACUCAACCACCAUCAGUGACUUCCCCCGAUUUGCACACAGAGGCAUCUUAUUGGACACCUCCCGUCACUUCUUGCCUAUUAAAGUCAUCUUGGCUAAUCUGGAAGCGAUGGCAAUGAACAAAUUCAACGUAUUCCACUGGCACAUUGUGGAUGAUCCCUCAUUCCCCUACCUGAGCCGAACUUUCCCACAGCUGAGCCAGCAGGGCGCUUACCACCCAUACACGCAUGUGUAUACACCCGCUGACGUGAAGAUGAUCAUCGAGUUUGCCCGUCUGAGAGGCAUCCGCGUCAUACCGGAGUUUGACACUCCAGGGCACACACAGUCUUGGGGCAAAGGCCAGAAAGACCUGCUCACGCCCUGCUACUCUGGUACAACUCCCUCCGGCACAUUUGGCCCAGUAAACCCCAUCCUGAAUACCACUUAUAGUUUCAUGCGCCAGCUCUUCAGCGAGAUCAGCAGUGUGUUCCCCGACGCCUACGUUCACCUCGGGGGUGACGAGGUCGACUUCAGCUGCUGGAGGUCCAACCCGGACAUCCAAAACUUCAUGGAACAGCAAGGAUUCGGACAAGACUACAGCAAGCUGGAGUCAUUCUACAUCCAAAAACUCCUGGAUAUUGUCACCACAACCCAGAAGGGCUACAUGAUCUGGCAGGAGGUCUUUGACAACGGUGUUAAGCUGAAACCAGACACACUUAUCCAUGUGUGGAAAGGAAACCAGCAGCAAUACAAGGAUGAGAUGGCAAACAUUACGUCUGCAGGGUACCACACCCUGCUCUCCACUCCCUGGUACCUGAACCGUAUCUCCUACGGCCAGGACUGGCAGGGCGUUUACAGGGCCGACCCGCAGGACUUUAAGGGGACUGAAGCACAGAAGAAACUUGUGAUUGGAGGUGAAGCCUGUCUGUGGGGAGAGUAUGUGGAUGCCACCAACUUGACCCCCAGACUCUGGCCUCGUGCCAGUGCUGUGGCAGAGCGACUGUGGAGCGCCAAGGAAGUGACUGACAUCAGCGACGCCUACAGCAGGCUGUCCAUGCACCGCUGUCGCCUGGUUGAGCGCGGGAUCCCAGCUGAGCCUUUGUUUACAAGUUUCUGUCCCCACGAGUACAAAGGUGUCUGAACACAACUUGAAGGCUGGACAUUGGACCAAUCAUCAUCAUCACCACCACCAUCAGUAGCAGCAGGGGGAGAGGGAGGGGGAUGCACAGCACCAUCCCCGUGCUUGCAUUUUUAACUAAGAAAUCGAAUGUGAAACGAACCUUGUAGAGAUACUGAUGCACUGAGAUAUUAUAUAAAAAAAAAACCACACACACACAUACAAACAUCAGUUCUGCAGAAUUCUUGAUCAAACCUAAUGU